This is a messenger RNA of Westerdykella ornata, 2813 nucleotides long. RefSeq names its product amino acid transporter-like protein. NCBI's taxonomy places the organism in Eukaryota, Fungi, Ascomycota, Dothideomycetes, Pleosporales, Sporormiaceae. The record is from RefSeq and is a predicted model, not a curated record. Gene Ontology annotation, molecular function: amino acid transmembrane transporter activity. Gene Ontology annotation, biological process: amino acid transmembrane transport. Bases 274 to 2565 code for a protein of 763 amino acids. The transcript has 2 exons.
GGACCUACUUGUGAACCUCCAUUGGUCUCACAGCACGCUUCACAUCCGCGAUCCUCUCCUGUUUUACGCAGUACUCAUUCUUCCCUGUGCAUACGACCCAUCGAUACGCCCUAUCUUCAGCAGAAUCCUCGGACGAGCGAGUUCCAAUAAUGCUGUUCUAACCGUAUCAACGGAGCACAUAUCUGCAGCGACAGUCCGCAGCCCCAUUCGUGGUCUACACUCACCUUGAGCACCAGAUCAGAGUUGGUGAAGCUCGACUCUGUGUUUACAACCAUGGCCGCGGACCGCUUAGGGGCUUCGGAGCCUCGCCCUGUGCCUACUCCCUCGAGGAAUUCCGAGCGGAGCUCACAAGCGUCAGAAAGCGUCUCACGCGCACAGUCUACGGCACGGCUAGGCUCUCCGCUGCCCUCGUCCUCCCUGCAGGCCGGAUCACCAGCUGUCCGCCAGAUUCCCACGCCGGCGAAGCUGGCAUCCGAGGAACCGUCUACAUCUCAAACGCCUCUUGCAGGCCGCGAUAAUCCCCAAUCCUCGCUGCCCGGCCCUGGUGAAUCAGCGCUCUCGUCAGCCCUGCGGGACCCCUCUGGAAGGACUCCGCCGCGAUUCGGAACACCGCCGUUGCGGCCUUUGUCCCCUGAUACAGGGACCUUCACCCUUCGCGACCCGCCCAGCACCCAGAUCGGUUCGUUCGACGGACGCGCUCGAUCCCCAACACCAUACGAGGAUCCAGAGAUCAUUCGGCGCCAUUUGGCUGGGCCGCAGAAGUCUUCCGCGUCGAAUCUGGGUGCAAGAUACAGGUCGGCGAGUGGGGCGCAACAAGGGAAUGGAUAUGGCAGUGAGAAUGGAGACGGUGGUUCCGACGAUGAGGAAUUCUCUAGCUUGCAACUGCAGGGGGGAGACAUCACGAGGCAAAUAUAUCGAUGGACCGAACAGCAAGAAGCUGAGGAGCGGGCGAGAAUGAAACGGAGCGCAAGCUUUCACGCAUCCCGUCCCAAGCCAGACGAUCCAGUCCUGGAUGUGGGCUCAAUCAAACAGCCAGGCGGCUUUCGGCGGAACUUCCUCCGCAGGACUGCUGGAAGCCCGGCCCCUGCUUCAGGCCCUUCUAACUACGGAACCACUACGCAACCGCGACCUCAACCCCAGGUGUUCACCAACAACUUCUUGGAAUUCCUCACCCUCUAUGGCCACUUCGCUGGUGAAUCGCUGGAGGAAGAUGAUGAAGUCCUGGGACCUGACGAGUACUUCUCUCCAGAUGCUCUGGAUUCGGGUCUCCUGACUGAGGAAGAGCAAGAGUACGGAGAAUCAAGCGCCCUAUUGGCUCCCGGAAAGAAGCGUCGAAAACGAAAAGAUAAACAAGCAGGGAAAGCCAGCCCCACGGGCGCAGCAUUGCUAUUACUAAAGUCGUUUGUCGGCACAGGCGUCUUGUUUCUCCCACGGGCUUUCCUCAACGGCGGCAUGCUGUUUUCCAAUCUGGUUCUCCUUGGCAUCGCGGGCAUUUCCUACUUUUGCUUCGUACUUCUGGUCAAGACUCGCUUGGUGGUGGAGCACUCGUUUGGAGACAUGGGAUACCACUUGUACGGAAACUGGAUGCGGAACAUGAUCAAUUUCUCGCUGGUCAUCUCGCAAAUGGGCUUCACGUCGGCCUACAUUGUGUUCGUGUCGGAAAAUCUGCAGGCCUUCAUCCUGGCCGUGUCCAAGUGCCGGACAAACAUCGACAUCAAAUAUUUGAUAUUAAUGCAGAUGGCGGUCUUCCUGCCCAUAUCGCUGUAUCGCAACAUCAACAAGAUCCAGAAGUUGGCUCUGAUAGCCGACAUCUUCAUCCUUCUCGGGCUCGUUUAUCUGUACUAUUUCGACCUCUUCACGAUCGUUGGACAGGGCGGGGUUGCGGAUAUCGUCAGCUUCAACUCACAGUCUUGGACGCUCUUCAUUGGCACCGCAAUUUUCACAUUUGAAGGCAUCGGUCUCGUCAUCCCCAUCCAGACGGCGAUGAAGGAGCCGAAGAAGUUCCCUGGGGUGCUGGCCGGCGUCAUGGUGGUUAUCACCGUCGUCUUCACCAGCAUGGGGGCGCUGUCGUACGCGGCUUUUGGAUCUGCGACCAAGACUGUCGUGAUCCUCAACAUGCCGCAGGACAACAAAUUUGUCAACGGCGUCCAGUUCAUCUACUCGUUGGCGAUUCUGCUGUCGACACCACUGCAGCUGUAUCCGGCGAUUGAGAUCACCAGCCAGCAGCUCUUCAGCCGCACGGGCAAGUACAACCCGUACAUCAAGUGGAAGAAGAACUUCUUCCGGUUCUUCAUGGUGAUGCUGUGCGCGCUGCUGGCGUGGGUCGGGGCCAACGACCUGGACAAGUUUGUGAGCCUGGUGGGCAGCUUUGCGUGCAUCCCACUGGUAUAUAUCUAUCCGCCCAUGCUACACUACAAGGCCGUCUCUCGCACAGCGCGCGAGCGCAUCCUGGACAUUCUGCUCUGCAUCCUGGGCUUCGUCGGCAUGGUGUAUACGACGGUGCUCACAGUGCACAGCUGGGUGAGUGGGGGGCAGGCCAGGUUUCCCGGAUAUUGCGACCAGUGAUUGUUCGAUGUAAACCUUUUGGAGAGCUCACUUCUCAUAUGUUUUUGCAUAGAAGUCGAUUGGCAUGGCAUGGCGAUUGAACAUGUUUGUCUAAGAGCAUGUAUAUGUGGGAUGCAUUUAGAGGAUACCUAUGGAGUAGACGACGACGUAGAGGAUGCCAGUAACUAGACAGUAGCUAGAGAACAUACAUGUUAGCGCAUAUAGAUAUGAUGCUGGAAAUACUAAGGUCUUCUGGAAGUCUCCAGCCG